Messenger RNA from Amoebophrya sp. A25, 1608 nucleotides. NCBI's taxonomy places the organism in Eukaryota, Dinophyceae, Syndiniales, Amoebophryaceae. The record is from the annotation of a GenBank genome assembly.
AUGACGCGUCUACGAGCUCCAGGUUUUUUUUUUGCCUCCGUCUUCUGGCAAAUAUUUUUGUUACCACAUUUGCAUUUGGUAACAGGAUCCCGACAGUUUGCCAUUCCCUCCUUCGACCUUGUCGAUGGAAACCGCAUGCCUAUUACGGGCAUCGGUAUGUGUUGCCGGGAAUCCGCGAAGGGCGAUGCGGCCAGACAGACCGUUGUCGACUACCUCAAUUUUGGAGGAAGACAUAUCGAUACCGCUGUUUUGUACCAGAAUCAUGUUGAAAUUGGCCAAGGGAUUCGAGAGUGGAUAGGGAACAACACAGGCAGCAGAUCUGCGGGGGAUUUGAGAAGAGAAAUCUUUCUGACGACAAAAGUUUGGUCCGACAAAUUUGGAUUCGAGAGAAGCUACCGUUCGGUGAAGAAUGCUUUGAGUGAACUUGGAGUGGACUAUUAUGGGUAGGUUAUAAAGGUGCCUUUUGUUACCGUUUGUUAUGGCUCUCCUAAGGGGGACGGCCAUAACGAACGGGAUAAACGAACACCAAAAACCUAACUCUAAGCCUAUGUGGAUUUGGUGUUGCUACACGUCUCCGGUGAACAGGGUGGACCAGAUGCCGGCCCAGAUUGCGUGGAGGAGUCAGCGGAAUAUCCGGGUGCAGGAAACUGGAGCUUAUGCCGUCGAGCCAGCUGGGCAGCAUUGGAGACGUUGAAAGAUGAAGGAGCUGUGAGGUAACGGUAAGUACUUUUGGUUUGCUUAACGUAACUACAAGUACGUAUUUGAAUCAGUUCUUGUACAGGCAAAAGAUGUGAUUGUCGUGAACUUUGAAGGUCCUGGCACGUAGACGUACUUCCACUGCGUAGUCGUUCUUCUUGUCAUUAUGUCAGUAUAAUCGCAUGUUCAUCUUGAACAAUGAUGCAUGCUCAUCAACGAAGAUCUUGUUGAUGUUACGACUGCAAUCUUCCUCUCCAGAUCCAUUGGCGUCUCCAAUUGGGACAUCCCUAAAAUGGAAGCUUUGCAUGCAGUUUCCAAAUAUCGCAUUGCCGUCAACCAAGUAGAACUACAUCCUUGGUACCCGCAACGUGAACUCCUAGCUUGGUCUAAGAAAAACAAGGUUGUCGUAACCGCAUACGGUUCCAUGGGCAGUCAGCGACUCGCGAAGCAAAUUUUAUCGCAGGAUGCUUUCACUUCGCUAUCGCAGCCAAGAAAUCUCCAAGUUGGCCAAAUCCUUUUGCGGUGGGCGGUGCAGAAAGGGGUGGUAGUGAUACCAGGAACAGCGAAUCCAGUCCACAUGGAACAGAAUCUGGACUUGUUUGGCUUUGAAUUGGGAGAAGAGGAAAUGGCGGUACUGGAUGGAAUCGCGGACACGAAUGAACCGAUACAUAUCUAUGGGCAUCGGCCUGAUUUGAUCUUGUAAUCUCCAGGUCGUGGAUGAAGGUGCUGAAGGCUUCCUUUUAAGCUGCCCAUAAGCUUAAGCAUGAUGAGAUUCAUCUUAAAACCUCCGCGCUUACUUUGUUCUUUCAUGAUAAAUACAAAAAGGAUGUUAAGAUAUACCUGGACACCUACGUACAUGAUCUUUCACAGCAUCUUGCGGUCAGGCUUCAUAUGACGGUUUGCCAGGUGUUC